AUGUCAGAGGCGCAUGAGUUUGCUCACGUCUCUGGGGAUAGACUGCACAGGUUCCAACCAUACAACGACCACCGCCACGACGUGGCGACUCACGACAGACUAUCGUCGCGGCCUUCUUCAGGUCCGCAUCACCGAAGCAACCAGCACCAAGCAACCAGCGAUAGAUCGCACAGGAGGCAACAACACAACGAUCAGCGCCACGACGUGGCUGCAACGAGCGGAAGCGGCAGGCUAUCGCCGCAGCCAUCUUUAGGUCCGCGUCGCCCAAGUAAUCAGCCUCAAGCAUCCAGCGAUAGACGGCACAUGAUUCAACAUCACAACGACCAUCGCCACGACGUGGCGACUCACGACAGACUGUCGUCGCGGCUCUCUUCAAGUCCGCAUCGUCCAAGCAACCAGCCUCGACCCUCGCAUCAGGUAUAUCGAGAGAGCUACGACAGCUACGGCCCGCAGCAAACUCUGGCUCGAGACCAGACACGACGACCAGAUGAUCGUGACCGCGAGAUCAAGCCUGGACCCGGAUCCAGACCCCAGAACCCAAGCAGAGGGGUCUACCACGAUUUCGCCCGGGAAGGACGUGACCGCCCUGCCCCUUCCCGUUUUGACUCGCCACCCCAGACACAAGGCAGUGAUAGAGACCAGCAGUCAUCAUACCACUCACUGACAAGAGGUGGUGGCCAUAGCAGGGGUCAAUCACUCCAACGCGAGCCCGAUGUUACCUCAGAUCGAGGUCAAUCGCACCACCCACGGCGGUUCACUGGCACGUCCUUCCAGCCCCCUCAACAGAUUUGCAACAAGCCGCCUUUCCACGAAAAGGUCAAGCUCAACACGGAGGACGCAGAGAAGCUCGUUACCCACGGCGGACAGUCGAUCGACCCUCAUGUUGAGCUCAGGUGUGGGAAUUGCGGCCACAGAGGCCAUCGUCUGAUCGACUGCAUCUGGCCAGACCUCUCGGGCCAGAUCAGUGGCUGCCCAUUGUGCAACACGAAGUUGCAUUAUUUGGAUGAAUGUGCUCGAGUAUCGCAGCUCUCCAAGGCCCAGCUAUACAAUCUCCUCAUCCAUAGGAGAGGCAACAGGCCCGCUAUCGCCUCGAGGACCCCUUGGGUUGAUCUCGUCAUGGAGGCCGCGACUGCUUCCAUCGGGAUCAAAGACCCACGAGGGGGCCCUUUUCCUUGGACCAAGGACUUCGCCAAGAGCCAGGGGCACGUCUGGUGCAAGCACGAGAACCGCUCGGGUCCCUUGUGGGAGUUCUACGAUUACAGGGCGGGAAAGGAGGGAAGGAUGCCUUUGCCGACCGACCCCAAGACCAAGAAUUUGGAAAAGGUCUUGAGCAGCGUGGAGGAACUGCGCAGAACUGAGGUGCACCUUGGAUUGGGGCAGAAUGCGCUCACUCUUUAG
Colletotrichum siamense is the source of this 1398-nucleotide messenger RNA. RefSeq lists its product as uncharacterized. The record is from RefSeq and is a predicted model, not a curated record. NCBI's taxonomy places the organism in Eukaryota, Fungi, Ascomycota, Sordariomycetes, Glomerellales, Glomerellaceae. Bases 1 to 1398 code for a protein of 465 amino acids. The transcript has a single exon.